Messenger RNA from Drosophila takahashii, 1906 nucleotides. It is a transcript of the gene Ptpmeg2, whose product is annotated as Protein tyrosine phosphatase Meg2. Lineage: Eukaryota; Metazoa; Arthropoda; Insecta; Diptera; Drosophilidae. Gene Ontology annotation, molecular function: protein tyrosine phosphatase activity. The record is from RefSeq and is a predicted model, not a curated record. Gene Ontology annotation, biological process: protein dephosphorylation.
GGCUAUCCGGCGCGUCUAAAGAAGGUCCUUAUCGUGACGGCGCCGCUUUGGUUCAAGGCACCCUUCAAGAUCCUCCGGCUGUUUGUGCGCGAGAAGCUGCGCGAGCGAGUGUUCACUGUAUCGGUGCCCCAGUUGGCGCUGCACGUGCCGCGCAAGGCGCUGCCCAUUCACUUGGGUGGCACGCUGGAGGUCGAUCACGCCACAUGGUUGCUCAGCUGCCGCCAAUCGAUGACGAAUCGUGAGGACGAGCUGCUGGCGAAUAUCGUGGGUGUGGGUGUGGGUGGAGGAGGAUCUGGUUCUGCUACAAAUGGCACAACGGAUCCUGCAGCAACGGAUACCGCGGCAACAACAACGGUGGGAGCCACGAUAAUCAGUGCCGUCCACCAGCUGGGCGAUAACAAUACCACCGUGGUGACGGUCAGCAAUGGAGUGGGUCCAGCUGGAUUGGCAGGAGGAGGAGCAGCAGGAGCAGCAGCAUCAGCGGAGCCCAACGAAAACAUCACAAUCAACGGACUGAGUCCCAGCCACCGCAGUAGCAGCAGCAGCAGCAACGCCACAGCCACAGCGGCCAAUCCCCUCAAGCUCAACACGAGUGGUGCGGCGGACAGCAGUAGCAGCAACACAAUAGCAGCAGGAGCAGCGGGAGGAGCAGCUGGAGCAGCAGCAGUUGCUAGCAAUACCACCACCACAACUACAACCACCAACGGAGGAGGCAACGAGUUCUGGUCGGAGAAUCCACCCAGCAGCGCCUCCUCCGGAUUCAGUGACGACGACAGUCUGGCCGGCCAGGAGGGCGAUCCCAAGCCCAUCGAUCAGAUUGUCCAGAUGGUCAAGCAGCGCGGACGCCAUGGGUUGAUCAAGGAGUACGCGGACAUACGGAAUAGGGCGCCCGAGGGCACCUUCCUCCAUGCGAGGAUGCGCGCCAAUCUGACCAAGAAUCGCUACACAGACGUCCUCUGCUACGAUCACAGUCGAGUGGUGCUGGCCAACGAGGACGGCGACGAGCCGUCGGAUUAUAUAAAUGCGAAUUUCGUCGAUGGCUACAAACAGAAGAAUGCCUAUAUUUCAACUCAAGGUCCAUUACCAAAGACAUCCCAGGACUUUUGGCGCAUGAUCUGGGAGCAACAUUGUUUAGUUAUAGUGAUGACGACGCGCGUUAUGGAGCGCGGACGCGUUAAAUGCGGCCAGUACUGGGAGCCGACUGAAGAAAGUUCCUUAGAGUUUGGCGACUACCAUGUGCGAACAAUUAGCGUUGAGUGCAACGAGGACUAUAUGGUUGCCUCGUUGGAAUUGAGAAACAUUAAGACUGACGAAAUUCGCAAUGUCUCACAUUGGCAGUUCACCAGCUGGCCGGACUAUGGGGUGCCCAGCUCGGCCAUGGCCAUGCUGAACUUUCUGCAGAAGGUGCGCGAGAAGCAGGCGCAGCUGGUCCACGGACUGGGCGACACCUGGGCGGGCCAUGCCCGCGGACCGCCCAUUGUGGUGCACUGCAGUGCAGGCAUUGGACGUACAGGCACAUUCAUCACCCUGGACAUUUGCAUAUCGCGCCUGGAGGAUGUGGGCACGGCGGAUAUACGCGGCACUGUGGAGAAGAUCCGAUCGCAGCGCGCCUACUCCAUCCAGAUGCCCGAUCAGUAUGUGUUCUGCCAUUUGGCCCUCAUCGAGUAUGCCUACUCGCGCGGAAUGCUGCAGACCGUCGAUCUGGCCGGCUUCGAUGAGCGCGAACAGGAUUCGGAGUAGAUUAGGGGGAGAAACCGAUAAAUGGACGAGAAAACAACUUGUAUACAGAAUAAUUUUAUGUUUUACCUUUGCUAAAAAUUGGAGUUGUAACCUUUUUCCAACUAGAUGUUCGUCCUGAUAUGAUAUGAUAUGAUAUAAUAUAUGAUAUAUGUGUAUGAUGAUGCAA